Cylindrotheca closterium is the source of this 624-nucleotide messenger RNA. The record is from the annotation of a GenBank genome assembly. NCBI's taxonomy places the organism in Eukaryota, Bacillariophyta, Bacillariophyceae, Bacillariales, Bacillariaceae.
AUGUUGGCACUUAUACUAUUACUCAUCGUAAGAGCAAUAUAUGUUAUCAGAGGCAUACGAUCGGAAAAGCCAGAUCUGGCCCGCAGAGAUCCAGUCAAGACACUUGUAGUUUUGGGUUCGGGAGGACACACCACGGAAAUGAUUCAACUGCUACAACAACUUAAGCAUGAAUCAUAUACUCCUCUGGUUUUCGUUGUCGCAGACACUGACAUAACGAGUAUGAGACGCGUCGAAGCUUUCGGUGCUCGUCAGCCGGACUCAAUCUAUCGCAUCCCAAGGAGUCGAGAAGUUGGACAGAGUUACUUGUCAUCCAUUGUCACGACGUUGUGGUCAUUUCUUCACGCCUUUGGGAUCGUGCUUAGGAUACGGCCAAACGUUCUCCUCUGCAAUGGCCCUGGGACAUGCCUUCCAAUUGCCAUUGUAACUUUAGCAUAUCGAAUACUGGGCCUCUGUGAAGGAAGGAUUAUUUUUGUUGAGAGUUUCUGUCGUGUGCAGAGCCUUAGUCUGACAGGCAAACUGCUGUACCAUGUUGUCGACUUGUUCGUAGUUCAUUGGGAAAGCUUGCAGACAAAAUUUCCAAGAAGCAAGGUUGUAUCAACCUUUGUUCCACACAGAAAAACUUGA